Olea europaea var. sylvestris is the source of this 730-nucleotide messenger RNA. RefSeq lists its product as uncharacterized. The record is from RefSeq and is a predicted model, not a curated record. The coding region runs from base 120 to 467 and encodes 115 amino acids. NCBI's taxonomy places the organism in Eukaryota, Viridiplantae, Streptophyta, Magnoliopsida, Lamiales, Oleaceae. The transcript has a single exon.
UAUUUAUGGGAUAAAACAACUUGAUCAAUAAUUCUAACCAAAUCCGAGAGGGGCUGAAAAGUCUUCAAAUAUAAUUCAUUUGUUUCUUCUCUCAAAAUCUUGAGCAAAUUAAGGAGAAGAUGGAAGGCCUAAUUCCAAUGGUAUUCAAAAGCAUCAAGAAAAAUGGAGUUAGACGGCAAUACAAAUCUCUAUCUUCUGUUGCAACUGAUAAAACUCAGUAUAAUAUUGCUGAUUUUUACACAAAUGAUAAUGGUUAUUACAGCAAACAAUAUGAGUAUGGCGGCUGGCGAGAACCCGAAAGGAUCUCAGGUUUUCAUGCAGAUGGUAGCACCGGGCGCCACCACAGGCGCCGCUACUCUGUUGGUGUUGAUUAUUCUGCGGCCUCGGAGUUGGAGGAUUCUGUUGAGUCCAAGCAACUUGUGAGGUACAGGAGCCUCAGAAUGUUCUCAUGUGUGACUGGUGGGUGAAAUUAAUAUAUGUUUGGUAGGUUGGACUGGACAGGACAACAUCCGAUGAAGAAACACAAGUUCAAAUCUUGUCUACUUUGAGGUGAUUAGCAUUUUUGUUUUAUUGACAGUUUAGCAUAUCAAGGAUUCAUAGUUCUUACUUCCUCAAUCAAUUUGUUUUUCUGUUGAAGAUUUCUUUGUAAAUAUUCUUGAGAAAUUUGAGAACUUUGGGACUGUAUGCAAGACAGAUGUUACUAUAUUGAUAUCGAGAAAACUUAUCAAUC